Messenger RNA from Athene cunicularia (burrowing owl), 4238 nucleotides. RefSeq names its product leucine zipper tumor suppressor 1 (gene LZTS1). Gene Ontology annotation, cellular component: dendritic spine. Gene Ontology annotation, biological process: regulation of dendrite morphogenesis; regulation of synaptic plasticity. Bases 247 to 2085 code for a protein of 612 amino acids. The transcript has 3 exons. Lineage: Eukaryota; Metazoa; Chordata; Aves; Strigiformes; Strigidae. The record is from RefSeq and is a predicted model, not a curated record.
CAAGGCAUGCAUUUACACACUCACAGAAACCGCAUCCUGCCGAUGCCCAGACCACGGGGGCAGUACCGCACGUCCCCCCGCCCCAAGCCCCUUUCCCUCACGCUGCUCUCUUUGCCUCCCCUAGGCUCAGCGAGGGCUUUGCUAUGAUUGCAGCAGCAGCCAGCUCUACCCGCUGCCCGGACCCCUCGCCGCACGGUCCAGCCGGGCUCCGCUCCCCCCGCCGCAUGCCCCCUGCCCGGGAGCAGCAUGGGCAGCGUCAGUAGCCUCAUCUCUGGCCACAGCUUCCACAGCAAGCACUGCCGAGCCUCCCAGUACAAGCUCCGCAAGUCAUCCCAUCUGAAGAAGCUCAACAGGUACUCGGACGGGCUGCUCCGCUUCGGCUUCUCCCAGGACUCCGGCCACAAGUCCAGUUCCAAAAGCAGCAAGAAUGAGGACUUCUUUUACAUCAAGGUCAGCCAGAAAUCUCACGGCUCCCACCGAGCAGACUAUACGUCGCUUGCCGGAGGGGAGCUGGGCAGCCAGGCCGGGACGAGCGGCAUGGACUUCGGGACGCCCACGCCGCAGAAGCUGAUGCCCUUCCCCAGUCCGCUGGAAGUGGGCGCGGAGAAGCCGCCUGCACGACCGACCGCCUUCAAACCGGUGCUGCCCCGGGCCGGCGCCAUCCUCCACUCCUCUCCGGAGAACGGGGGUCACCUCUCCCAGCAGCUGCACCCCCCGGACAAAUCCAAGGAGCAGGAGCUGAAGCCGGUGCUGUGCUCGGGGGGUCUGUCCGACUCCGGCAGGAAUUCCAUGUCCAGCCUCCCCACCCACAGCACCAGCAGCAGUUACCAGCUCGACCCCCUCGUCACGCCCAUGGGACCCAUCAGCCGCUUCGGGGGCUCAGCCCACAACAUCUUGCAGUGCGCCAUCAUCCAGGACAGCAACAUGAUGAGCCUCAAGGCCAUGUCCUUCUCCGACGGGGGCAACAAGAUCCUCAACCCCGGCAAAGCCCCCCACCACCACGCCGCUGAGAAGACCACUUGCAUCCGUUCGCCCAUCUCCACGGACGAGUCCACCAUCCAGGAGCUGGAGCAGAAGCUGCUUGAGAGGGAGGGAGAGUUGCAGGAGCUUCAGUCGAGCUUCGAGGAGAAGGAAGUCAGCUCCUGCCAGGUUUAUGAAGAGAAGCAGCGGCGCUGCAAGGAAGAGCUGGAGGGUCUCAAGCAGAAGUGCAACAGCAAGCUCAAGCAAACCUCCCAGAAAACCCAGCGGACACAGCAGGUCCUUCACCUCCAGGUGUUUCAGCUGCAGCAGGAGAAGAAGCAGCUCCGGGAGGAGCUGGAGAACCUCAUGAAAGAGCAAAACCUGCUGGAGACCAAGCUGAGGUCCUACGAGAAGGAGAAAACCAGCUUCGCCCCAGCGCUGGAGGAGACCCAGUGGGAGGUGUGCCAGAAGUCGGGCGAGAUCUCCCUCCUGAAGCAGCAGCUGAAGGAGUCCCAGACAGAGCUCAACACCAAGACCACCGAGAUCCUCAGCCUGAAGGCUCAGCUGAAGGAGGUGAGGCUGAAGAUGGAAGGGCUGGAGAUGAAGACCCAGGACCUGGAGGGCUCCCUGCGCACCAAAGCCAUGGAGCUGGAGGUGUGUGAGAACGAGCUCCAGCGCAAGAAGAACGAGUCCGAGCUGCUGAGGGAGAAGGUGAACCUGCUGGAGCAGGAGAUCGUGGACCUGCGGACGGAGCUCGCCGUCCUCAAGGAGCAGCUGAGCGAAGCCCGGGAGGUGGCCAGGCCCUGCGCCGUGGUGGAUGAUGCUCAAGCCCUGCAGGGAGAGGUGGAGAGGCUGAGGGCAGAGCUGAAGGCAGAGCGGGACAACAACGAGCAGAUGACCUCCGGCUUCCAGCAUGAGCGGCAGACGUGGAAGGAGGAGAAGGAGAAGGUGAUUCACUACCAGAAGCAGCUGCAGCAGAGCUACCUGCACAUGUACAAGAGGAACCAGAACCUAGAGAAGAUGCUCCAGCAGCUUGCCACAGGGGAAGAUGGCAAGGAGCCCAUCGAGCUGGACAUACCCGGCGCUGACGUCCCCUACGAGGACAUCAUUGCCACUGAGAUCUGAGCCAGAUCUGCCUUCUCCUCCUUGCAGCUCGGGCGUCUCUUCCAGGCAAGAAGCGCUGCCCCGCAGCUCGGCCCGCACCCUGUACAGUUCGGAUGAGCCGUGUAUUUAUUAGCGGAGCUGGUGGCCUGGCCACCUCGCCAGCCCCUCUCCCCUCCCCGCGUCGUGGCGGUGCCCUCCCCGCCUGUCGUGUUACAAGAGGUGAACAAGCAACUUGUGCCAAUGGUGACGUGCCAGCAGCUCCUCCUUGUCCCCGCUGCCGCCUCAGCAGCGUCUUUCUGCCCCCUUGUAGGACUGAGAAGCCGGCGACGGGGGUGGUCAGGGAACAGGACUUCAGCAAAUAAUCUCCCGUCGGGUAACGAGAUGAUGCAAAACUCCCAGGGGAUGCUCUGCUCCAGGCUCAGAGGGAUCCCGUGAUGGCACAGCUCCGGGGAUGGGGACACCACAGCCCUUCUCACCGUCUUCAAGAGGAAUCGGCCACGGCACACUUCCAGCCACCCCCUUCCCACAGCCCAGAGGAAGCUGCUCUCACCCCUCCUGAACCUCCCUCCCGUCAGAGCCGAUUGCUGUGGGACCAAGGAGCCACCUCCUGCCGCCAGCGCAGGCUGCACACCCACCUCUCCCAUCCUUGGGCUGCUGUAGUGCCUCAGGAAGGACCUACCCACGCGCCCCCACCUCGAUACAGCCAACACCCCCACCGGAAUCACCUUUCACUAACAAGCACAGCCCACCCCGGCCCCUGGCCACAGCCCUCCUCCUCCUCCCCGGACCCGCACGGCUGUGGCGAGCCCAGCAAUCCCCGCUGCCGGACAAGGACCCAGUGUCCCCUUCCUCCAGCUGUCAGACGGGCAACUGGAUUUAAGAAUUCACAGAAAUUUCUAAGCCACAGUCUGACCCAAGGAAUCGAGGGGUAUAUCGGUUGUGUUUGCCCCGUGACCCCACACACUCCCCCUUACUCGCUGCCACUGAGGAACCCCACUGCCUUAUCUCCUCCCACGUCCUUACGUCCACGGGAUCCCGCCAACAGGAGCUGGUUAAACAAACCCAAACCAACCAUGUUCAUUUUGUUUUCUGCCCCAGCUCUUCACAAUUCCUCCUGCCACCAGCAAGCGCAUAACAAGGCUCCACUGCACAUCACCAGCAGUGACUCUCCUGUCCCCCCCACAGCUCAGCAUGGCCGGGGAGGGAAUCAGCCAGUGUCCAGCUUGCCAGGGUGGAGGCCUCCAACUGGGACCACUUUGUGCUAGUGCAGAGGUAUUUUUACUGCAAUAUGUCUGUUUACCCACUAGCUAAGGGGGCACCAGCCCGGGAAGCCUCGUCCCAGUGUUCUUGCAUGAUUCCAUGCCACAAAUUUGGCCAAGGGCUCAAAGCUGUGCACAAGCAGCAAAAUUCAGCAUCCCUCACCCCGCUCCAGCCAGCCUGUAAUGGCGACACACAGAAACCAGUCUGUGCCUUCUGCCCCUGCCCCCAGACCCCCGCCGGGGCAGCCCGGCCGGUCCCGGCGCUGGCACACAGCACAAGCCGACCCUUAGCCAUGGUCCGCUGAGAAAAACCAACCUCAGAUCCCCGUUCCAGCCCUGCGGCUGUAGGCCGAGGCCAGGUCAGGUCAGCCAGCCUUUGCCCAGACCUGCUGAAGGAUGUUUUGGAGAGCAGAAGGAUUAGGGACAAAGGAUGGCACGUGGCUGCGCUCCGGCUCGCGAGGCCAGAAGGGAUUUUCUGCAUCAUCCGAGCCAUAGCCCUGCAUCCCCUCUGCACCCGCGUCGCAGCCAGAGCACAGUGACCAGGAGCUUUCCAGUGCCAGACACACGGGGUGCCAAGGGGAGCAGAGCCCCCCAGCUCCCCCCCCAGGCUGCCCCAUCCCCGCAACACCCAGCCCUGCUCCCGCUGGCCUCAGCGCCACCGUCCCAGGUCCCCGUCGCCCCAGGCGGCCCCGUGUCCCCCCCAGCCAGCGCUGUGUGAUGUGAUCGCCCGGAGGCAUCGAUGUGCUGCCUUUGCACAACGCUGUGUGUGACCGUCCGCGUCGCAGCUGUGUCGCUCCCGGUGUGAGCCGCGGCCCCCCCCGCGCCUGCUUGGCGGCCGGCCGCGCUCAGCCUGUACAUAUAAUUAUUUUUCUGGAGGUUUUUUUUGGAUGUUAUUUCUGGUGACCGAUGUAAACU